ACUGCAAGAAUGAGCACCCCGCUGCUGCUCCUGCUACUGCUGGCCUUGUUGGCUAUGGGAGUGACCUCUCAAAAACUCAUCGCCUGUAGACAAGACUGCAGGUUGAUAAAGUGCGCCAAACUGACCCCCAGAAACUGCCGGCAUACGAUUGUCAAGAACGCAGGAUUGUGUGGUUGCUGUGACGCAUGUAUCAAAAUACAUC
Molecule: messenger RNA, 202 nt
Organism: Candidula unifasciata
Lineage: Eukaryota; Metazoa; Mollusca; Gastropoda; Stylommatophora; Geomitridae
Source: the annotation of a GenBank genome assembly